AUGGCUCCGUCUGCUUAUGUAUGGAAGGUCACACAGAACCGUCGGUCUGAGGCUAGACUCCUUUUAUCCUUAUCAGUAACCUUCUUAUUUGCGCUUCUCUUUGCAUUCAUCUUCUUCUUUCUUUCAAAAAUCUUCACCAAAAGCAAGCGACCCCUACUCCCUCCUGGCCCAAAACCAUGGCCUAUUGUGGGAAAUCUCCCAGAGAUGUGGAGGAAAAAACCUAGAUAUAGGUGGCUGCAUAGCCUCAUGAAAGAGUUGAACACAGAAAUCGCUUGUGUACGUCUAGGAAGUGUGUAUGUUGUGCCAGUAACUUCCCCAGAGAUUGCCAUGGAGUUUUUGAAGCAACAUGAUGCAGUGAUGGCAUCAAGGCCUAUCACAGUCACCACUAGUAUGUUCAGUGAUGGGUUCUUGACUGCAGGCGUUGCACCUUGGGGAAAGCAAUGGAAGAAGAUGAGGAAGGUGCUCACUAACGAGAUAUUGAACCCGACAAGACUCGAAUGGCUACGUAGUAAGCGAAAGGAAGAAGCCGAUAAUCUUCUCCGAGUGGUUAACAAUAUAUGCAAAUCAGGCUCGGUUGUUGAUGUAAGGUUAGUUUCCCAACACUUCACUGGAAAUAUUAUGAGGAGAAUGAUGUUCAACAGAAGGUACUAUAGGCAAGGAAGAGAGGAUGGAGGGCCUUGUGUUGAAGAACAAGAGCAUAUUAAAGCACUAUUUACUAUGCUUUUGUAUGUGUAUGCAUUGUGUGUUUCUGAUUACUUGCCAAUCUUGAAGCCACUCGAUUUAGAUGGACAUGAAAAGACUGUGAGGAAUGCUUUGAAUGUUAUCAAAAAGUACGAGGAUCCGAUUAUCAAUGAGAGAGUAGAAAUGUGGAAAGAGGGGAAGAGGACCGAGCCUGAAGACCUUCUUGAUGUUUUCAUUUCAGUUAAGGAUGACAAUGGGAAGCCAUUGCUAUCAGUGGCAGAGAUCAAAGCACAAAUCACGGAACUACUCCUUGCAACUCUGGAUAAUCCUUCCAAUAUAGCGGAGUGGGCUUUGGCAGAAAUGCUAAACCAACCUGAGCAGCUACAAAAAGCAGUAGAGGAAUUAGACAGGGUGGUUGGAAAGGAGAGACUUGUUGAAGAAUCAGAUAUUCCUAACCUAAGCUAUGUGGUGGCUUGUGCAAGGGAGUCUCUUAGGCUUCACCCAAUUGCACCAUUCAAUCUCCCCCAUGUCGCUAAAGAAGAUCUUACUGUGGCUGGCUACUUCAUCCCUAAAGGUAGUCAAGUCUUGCUAAGCCGAUUAGGCCUCGGUCGAAACCCAAGAGUUUGGGAGGACCCCUUAAGGUUCAACCCUGAGCGACAUUUCAAGGAUAAUUCACAUGAGUUGGGGCUUGCAGAACCUGGCCUCAGGUUCAUUUCCUUCACUAGAGGAAGGAGAGGGUGCAUGGGUGGUACACUAGGGACACUCAUUACUGUGAUGCUAUUUGCAAGACUUCUACAAGGUUUUACAUGGAGAAUUCCACCUGAGUUGGAGAAGAUUGACCUUAAAGAGAACGACCGACUCUUCCUCGCCAAACCCUUGCAUGUGUACGCAGAACCACGCUUGCCUGCUCAUUUGUACCCAGCUUAA
Quercus robur (English oak) is the source of this 1608-nucleotide messenger RNA. RefSeq names its product tryptophan N-monooxygenase CYP79A68-like. Bases 1 to 1608 code for a protein of 535 amino acids. The record is from RefSeq and is a predicted model, not a curated record. NCBI's taxonomy places the organism in Eukaryota, Viridiplantae, Streptophyta, Magnoliopsida, Fagales, Fagaceae. Gene Ontology annotation, molecular function: oxidoreductase activity, acting on paired donors, with incorporation or reduction of molecular oxygen; iron ion binding; monooxygenase activity. The transcript has 2 exons.